AUGUCCUCCACCCUGGACGCCUUGAGCCCUUACCGUGACGCUGCGCCCAUCCAAGCCUUUGAGCUUCAACCACUCGACCCUACCCCAAAAGAGACACGGCGGGAGACCAAGAGGGAACAAAAGCGACGGGAGAAGCUCGAGCAGCUUCGCGAGGCCGACGAGAUGAAGUUCUCCCACAGCCUGCAGUUCAAUGCAGUGCCGGACUGGAGCAACCACUACAUUGCCUACAGCAACCUCAAGAAGCACCUUGAGACGCAGCUCAACCAGAAGCAGGCGCAUACCGAUGCCGAGUCCUCACCACUCCUCAACGGGGAUGCCGAUGAUCCAGACAAGGUCUUCACGAAUACCCUCGACACGGAACUAGAACGCGUCACGUCCUUCUACAAGCUCAAGGAGAAUGAGAUCUUCGAGGAGAUGGAGGCCCUGCUCAAGGACGAGGAGCUGUUCGAGUACCACCAGGAAGAGUAUAAUGAGGAGAACGAGAAUGCGCCGCCAGGGAAGAAGAUGCGCAGUGGAAGCGUCUUCAAGGCCAUCGGCUUCAACCGACCGCGGGCAAUGAGCGGUGCCAGCGGACGGUCAACAGACCACGGCGCAGAGGCAGAUGGAGACGAGGACGAUUCGGACGAAGACGUCGACGAGACCGCACAGCUGCGUAAGAAGAGCCCAGACGGUCAACGGCGACGCAGACGGACCACCGACGAAGACAUGGCAGCCUCGCACGUGUCCUCAAGACGGAAGACGAGCGUCGCAUUCGAGGACUACAACGACAUGGCUUUCUCAGCGCUGUACGACGAAGGCGUGUCGCUUAAGAAGCGGGCCGUCAGUGUUUACGUUUUGCUGUGCGAGCUGCGAUCUUUCAUCCAGCUAAACAAGACGGGUUUCGAAAAGGUGCUGAAGAAGUACGACAAGAUCAUGGACCGCAAACUCAAAAAGACAUACCUGAACAAAUACGUCUACCCGGCAUAUCCCUUCCAGCAAAGUACCAUGGACACGCUCACGCGGAACCUCGAGCGCAUGGAAGAAGCGUACGCGCAGAUUGGCACCAAGGGCGACAUUGUAGAGGCGAAGCGCGAGCUGAGACUGCAUCUGCGGGAACACGUCGUGUGGGAGAGAAACACAGUCUGGCGAGAGAUGAUUGGAAUCGAACGGAAAGCGCAAGCGGCCAAUAUCGGUAUUAGCCAUACACUGCUCGGACGCGACACGACGGGCGGCAAGAUCAGGCGGCAGGGAGACGAGGUCGAAUCAGACAUGAAGGAGGUGGAUACGCCGAUUGGAAGAUAUCGGUGCCCGCAAUGGCUCGUCAGCAGGACCUUUUGGAUUCUGCUUGCUUGCAUAGCGGUCUUCGUCGUGCUGCUCGUGGUGCCCAUUAUGGAGGCGCCUGAGCAGCAGAACUGUCUGGCCAUGGUGAUCUUUGUCAGUUUACUAUGGGCCACCGAGGCUAUACCUCUCUUCGUCACCUCGCUUUUGGUACCUUUCCUCGCAGUAACACUGAACGUAGUACGAAGCGACGUGGAACCCCACCGGAGACUGGAAUCCAAGGCAGCCGCAUCUUACGUCUUUUCUGCUAUGUGGACGCCAGUCAUCAUGCUGCUACUCGGUGGUUUCACAAUCGCUGCUGCGCUAUCAAAGUACAACAUCGCCAAGAUGAUGGCUACCUUUGUCCUUAGCAAGGCCGGAACGAAGCCAAGAACCGUCCUUGUAGUCAACAUGUUCGUCGCCAUGUUCGCCAGUAUGUGGAUCAGCAAUGUUGCCGCACCUGUGCUCUGCUUCUCCAUCAUCCAGCCCAUCCUCCGUAACCUCCCCGCCGAUUCCGACAUGACCAAAGCGCUGCUCAUGGGCAUCGCCCUCUCCUCCAACAUCGGCGGCGCCGCAUCCCCCAUCGCCUCGCCCCAGAACCUAAUCGCGCUGCAAAACAUGCACCCAGAACCUUCCUGGGGCGUAUGGUUCUUCGUCGCACUCCCCGUCUGCAUCAUCUCCAUCCUGCUAAUCUGGGUCUUCCUCCUCAUCACCUUCCAACCCGGCCGCGGCACCAGCAUCGUGCCCAUCCGCCCCUUGAAAGACAAGUUCACCGGCGUGCAAUGGUUCAUUAGCGUCGUCACCCUCGUCACUAUCGUCCUGUGGUGCGUGAGCCACCAGCUUGAAUCCAUCUUCGGCGACAUGGGCGUCGUGGCCAUCAUCCCCAUCGUCCUCUUCUUUGGCACCGGCAUCCUGACUAAAGAGGACUUCAACAAUUUCCUCUGGACCAUCAUCAUCCUCGCCGCUGGUGGCUUGUCCCUCGGUAAAGCGGUUAAUUCAUCGGGGUUGUUGCAUACGAUCGCGGAGUCCAUCACUGCCGGCGUCGAGGGCAUGAGUCUGUACGGCGUUCUCGUCGUCUUCUGCGCGCUGAUCGGUGUGGUUGCUACGUUCAUCAGUCAUACCGUUGCGGCGCUUAUUGUGCUCCCGCUUGUACAGCAGGUCGGGCAGCAGAUGCCGGAACCGCAUCCUAAUCUGCUGGUUAUGGGCGCGGUGUUGAUGGCUAGUGGGGCGAUGGGGCUGCCGACUAGUGGAUUUCCUAAUAUGACUGCUAUUAUGAUGGAAGAUCAACGUACUGGACAGAGGUAUCUUGCUGUUAAGCAUUUCUUGACGAGAGGUGUGCCGGCGAGUAUUAUUACUUUCUGUGUUAUUAUUACGGUUGGGUAUGGGUUGAUGCUUGCUGUGGGUUUUUAA
Alternaria ethzedia is the source of this 2706-nucleotide messenger RNA. RefSeq lists its product as uncharacterized. Gene Ontology annotation, biological process: polyphosphate metabolic process; monoatomic anion transmembrane transport; phosphate ion transport. Gene Ontology annotation, molecular function: phosphate transmembrane transporter activity. NCBI's taxonomy places the organism in Eukaryota, Fungi, Ascomycota, Dothideomycetes, Pleosporales, Pleosporaceae. The record is from RefSeq and is a predicted model, not a curated record. The coding region runs from base 1 to 2706 and encodes 901 amino acids. The transcript has 6 exons. Gene Ontology annotation, cellular component: membrane.